AUGGAGCAAACAAAUACUAGAAGUUUUCUCAGCUGUCUAUGUUUCAUUUUCUUUUUCAUCAACUCUCUUGAAUUGAUUACCAUUGCCAAGGGCAACCCCAGUUUCAUUCUCACAAACAAGACAGACCAUCAGGCACUACUUGCAAUCAAAGAUUUGAUAACAGGAGAUCCACUGGGUGCCUUAAGCUCAUGGAAUCAUUCAAUUCACUUUUGCAUUUGGCAAGGAGUCUCAUGCGGUCAUCGACAUCAACGUGUGACAGUCCUAAACAUAUCAUCUCUUGCAUUGGUGGGUUCUGUGUCUCCCCACAUUGGGAACCUCACCUUCCUUAGGAGGAUUGAUCUCGGUAACAAUAGUUUUCAUGGCGAAAUCCCACCGGAAAUUGGCAAGUUGUUUCGUCUGCAGUAUCUUCUGCUUUUGAAUAACUCUUUCCAAGGUGAAUUUUCUACCAAUUUGGCUCAUUGUUCGAACUUGAGAGUUAUCCAUAUGGGUGGUAACAAUCUAGGAGGUAAAAUUCCUACGGAGCUGGGUUCCUUGUCCAAUCUCUUCUACUUGAUUCUUGCAGCAAAUCAUCUCUCUAGAGCUAUCCCACUUUCAAUUGGCAACCUUUCCAAUCUACAGAAGCUUUCUCUACCGUACAAUAAUCUAGAGGGAAGCAUUCCCUCCCAACUUGGGCAGCUUUCGAUGUUGGAGUAUCUUCAGCUAUCAGUGAACAAUUUGUCCGCAACCAAUGGAAUUUCUAUUCAUCAGCAAUCAAGUUCAAUUGGGAUUAGAGGAACAAUUGGCUAUGUUGCCCCAGAGUAUGGUAUGGGUGAGGAGGCAUCAAUUCAAGGUGACAUGUACAGUUAUGGCGUGUUACUACUAGAAAUGUUCACAGGAAAAAGACCAACUAGUAACAUGUUUACAGGUAAUGUAAACCUCCAUAGCUAUGUAAAAAUGUGUCUUCUGGAGAAAGUAAUGCAGAUCGUUGAUCCCCAAAUCAUAUUGGAAAUGGAAGAGGAGUCAAGUAAGAGCAUGCAAAGUAGUACAAUCAACAUUUCUAAACUAGGGACUUGCCUAGCACUAGUCUUUCAAAUUGGAGUUUCAUGUUCUGCUCAAAUGCCGAGUGAGAGAAUGAGUGUAAAAGAUGUUCUAAAUAAACUACACAAGAUUAGAAAUUUAUUUCUUGGGGUUAGGAGACAAAGGCAUUAAGAUGGAAGAAGAAAUGAUUCUUAACUAAAGCUGUAUCUGUAGGUUAUUUUGAUGUUCUAGAAUUUUCUUUCCCUCACUUUUCUUCUCCUCCCCCCCUCUCCCCUCUUUUCUUUUCUUUUCUGAAUCUACAAUUGUUGAGCUAGAAAAGGCAUGAAAGUGGUUGUACUUGUGGAUUGUCAUCAAAUAUUUAUAAAUAAUUCAAGUUUCUAUAUCUAUAUAUAUAAGAACCGCUUAGUUG
Molecule: messenger RNA, 1426 nt
Organism: Camellia sinensis
Lineage: Eukaryota; Viridiplantae; Streptophyta; Magnoliopsida; Ericales; Theaceae
Source: RefSeq, a predicted model, not a curated record